AUGUUGAGCCCUAUAUUUGUUCCAUGGGAUGUUGGAUAUUUCUUAUGUACCUAUGCCUCCAUCUUCUUCAUCAUUAUCCUAAUGAUUUGGCAAAUGAAAACGAGUCAACAUGGAUUAAGAUUGGAACCUAACAAGAACAGAUGCCGGAAGCACCGAAGAGUCAGACAAAGGGCUAGAAAUGCAGCAUCGAGAGCUAGGAGAGCUUCCCGGAAAGAAGCGGAGAAGCCGUGGAAACUGCUCUCUGUCAUGAAAAGUCAGGGUUGGCUUCCUGAGGAGGGAAGUGUGCGGCAUCUCCUGUGUGCAGACCCCUGUUGCCACAUCUGCAACGAUGUGGAUCUGGAGAUUCAGCAACUGCUGACAAGUGAGAACACCCUGACUGCUCCCACUUCAGUGGGUGCAACACAGCGCUCCUCUUGCAUGGAGAUUUUGUCCUUGUCUAGUGUCUCUUUUGAGCAGACUCUAGAAUGGAACUCCCAGCAAUCCAGAGAGCUUUCAGUGGCAUGUGCAACCCCCACACUGUCACAAUUAACAGAUCCAAGUGGCUUAACCCAGAUGGCUGCUCCAUCAACUAGUAUAAUCAGUAUCCAAGAUUACCUGGCUGAACACCUAGAGCAGGAAUUUCAACUACCAGAUGUGCCCAGGAACAUGGGGACUGUGUCUUCUUCAAGGACUGAAGAGCUUAGGUGUCCUGUGAACCAGCAAGAGAUGAUGACUGGCUUCGAAUUUGUCCAUGGGAACCAAAGUCAGCAGUCCUUGGAGUUCCAUGUUCCUAUGCUAACCGUAAACACAGAGCUCAGUGAGCUAACACAGCCUAUGGCUUUACAUAUGGUCACCGUCCUCCCUGCCCACCUGCCAUUCAUCGAUCCUGAAGUCCUCAGACUUCUUGAAGUCCACGUAAAAAAAUGGAUGCAUUUUCAAAGAUGGGGACUCCCCAGACGUGUGGAAGAGUCCCUGAGGCAGCUUAUGCCAAACCCACCAUUAUUAUACCAGCCUGGAAAUAGCCAAACAGUCCCUUUCAUUAUAAAUGAUGUUUCUGAUGACUGUGUUGAAACAAAUAGGUCCAUUUCUCACAACACCUGGUGUUUACAUAUGGUUGGCCAGCCCACCCAGGCCUUCUGGGUUUCAGACUGGUCCAUAAUGGACUCAAAACAAAGCCGCCACUGUCAGAACAUCCCUAACCCUCUACCUCUGGCUUUGCCCUCUCCAGCCAGUAUAGUCUUAAAUAGCCUCCAUCCGCAAGGUGGGGAACAGGCUGAAGAGUCAGGGGAUCAUCUGAAGCAAAAGCAUAGUCAACUGUUCUGUGGCCUCCCUUAUUUGCACAGUGAGUCCCUAGUUGCCACCUUCAUGGACUCUCAAGGCCUCUCCAUGAACAAGAGCAUGUCCCAGCCCUCCUUGAAUCUGCCUAUUCUCUUCAAUGAGCCCUCCUUCCUCUCCCUGAUGCCUAAAAAUCCACCCCAGUCAGCAACUCCUCCUUCCCCACCUACCCCAAAUAGAGUCUCUCCACCUGACCAUCAACAAAUCCAAAUCAAUUUCCCAUUUCUGACUUUGGCCGAGUGUGAAACCUUGGAGUGGCACCUGCUGCAGAGGCAGCUCCAGCUUAGAUGGGACUUGCCAGAUGUGUUCCAGAGAUAUCAGCAUGCCCAGAGUCCCAUACAAUAUGAACCCUGUGGCACAACCAAAUCUUCUGAGAUCAUGCAAAAUUCCUGGUCAGGGAAGCCUGUCUCUGACCUCACCAGGGAGCUACUCUUCUUCCCGGACCAUGCCCGGAGGCUUCUAGAGUUCCACCUCCAGAAGAAAUUGAUUUACCAUCACUGGGGCCUGCCCCAGAAGAUCCAGCAGUCCAUUCAGUUGUUCCUGGCCCCUGCCAACCAGCAGACCCUGUCCUGGAACAGCACACCCUUGGACAAUGUGAGUGUCCCCGAGUCUCCAGCCCCAGAGGCCAAUGGGACUACUGACCUGUUCUCACCCAACUUAGCCUCCCCUGUGUCACUGCCCAUGCCAUACUUUCUUGCCCAGGCCCGAGCAAUACUGCAAAGCCACAUUAACUCCAAAUGCGGGCAGAUCCGCCAGGGCACUAUCCCUACGAGUGUAUGUAUCUCCCGGGACUGCAGAAUUCCUGAGAGCCUGGCAGUGCCUCCCUCCCCCUGCAUUCCAGAAAAUAAGUCCCUGGAACUUCAGGCAGUCAAGGCUCCUGACCUACAUGGGAAAGUUGUGGCAACAGUCACUGAUCAUCAUCAGCAGACCUCACCAGGUGCUGUCAUUAAACACACUAAGCUAUCCCGAUCCUUGUCUGAGGGAGCCAUUGAGAAACUGGAGACAACUUUACAGCACAAGUAUUUGGCCUUCCGAUCAGGGCUGCCUGCUCUCUAUCAUGAGGCGCUCUCUAAAGCCAUGACCCCAGCAAUUACUAAUCAAUCUGCAGAGAUAAUGCCUGAGUCUGGUGAAAUCACAGCAGACUCUCUGAUUGAGACAACCUCAUGUGAAGAGCAAUGCAUAAGUCCUGGGCCAAUUUUUCAAGAAGAAAAUGAGACUUGUACAGAAAAUGCACAAGAGUUCCUUAAUGAAGCUCGGGGAGAGGAAACGAUGGAGACAGCACCUCUAGGAAGUCAGACAGAUGCUGAUAUUCCACACUCAUUCAGAGCACCCAGCUUGACCAAACUAAAUUUCCAUCUUAGGAAAAAGGUCCUAGAGAUACAGAUGGGAAUUCCCAUAAAGGCAAGGGAGUCCAGGGACCUAAUUGCAACAGUAUCAAUGCAGGAUGCUCUAGGGAGUCUAACCAGUCAAGGAAAAGCAUCGCUCCAUGAACUCUCCAUCCCACCAGACAUUCCACAUAUCCCAGAUCCAAAAUGGGAUCACUUCAAGGAACAGCUGACCACUGAGCUAAAGACACUGCAGCAAAGCCAGAAACAAGCUAAUUCCAGAGCUUCCAGUUCCGUUCACUGGGUCUCCAAGAUCUCAGAGCCCAGUGGAAACAUGACAAAUGCCCAGGUGCUUUGUGUUCAGCUGGAAGCCAGAGUGGACAGCUCCAUCCUGGAAGAGGCUUGGUGCCCUGAGUUCCAAGGCCCUAGCAAGAGCAAGGUCUCAGCCCAAGUGCCCAUGCUGGCAGAGAAGAAAAAACACCCAGGGAAACCCAAACCAGCAGGGGACUAUGGGGAAGGAGAUGCAGGAUUUGGACUCCCCUCAACCAAAGAAAACAGACACCCUGCUGAAGAUCAGAAGCCAGCAGGGACACCACUGAAGGAGACACCCAGAGAUCCCUGGAGAAAUCAUAGCUUUGAUCUUGCUGCCUCCUGUCAACAGAGUCCUAAGCACUUUCAUAGGCUGAAGCUUCCAGAGCUUCCUUCAGGAGCACUCAGGGGAGAAGAAUCUACAAAGAAUGACCUGCAAGACUAUGAAACUAAGCUGAAUUUUAUUACAGAAGCAGCAAAGAUUCCUGGGACUGAGCAGCCUGUGGUGCUCCAUGCUUCUCAGCCAUUGUUGAGCCCAAUGAUUCAGGGCUCCUACCUGCCCUAG
Messenger RNA from Chrysochloris asiatica (Cape golden mole), 3513 nucleotides. Its product is annotated as protein FAM205A-like. The coding region runs from base 1 to 3513 and encodes 1170 amino acids. The record is from RefSeq and is a predicted model, not a curated record. The transcript is spliced from 5 exons. Lineage: Eukaryota; Metazoa; Chordata; Mammalia; Afrosoricida; Chrysochloridae.